This is a messenger RNA of Lineus longissimus, 1582 nucleotides long. RefSeq lists its product as uncharacterized. Bases 128 to 466 code for a protein of 112 amino acids. Lineage: Eukaryota; Metazoa; Nemertea; Pilidiophora; Heteronemertea; Lineidae. The transcript is spliced from 5 exons. The record is from RefSeq and is a predicted model, not a curated record.
CGUCGUCUGCUGGUAGUCUCUUCAGAGUGAAAGCAGGCAGGGCGUCAGGAUACAUCAUCGAAACCGGAUAAGAGGACCAGAUAACGAUUACUCUCAAGAAACAAGCUAAGAACGACCGACAGCCACCAUGGAUUCAAGAUAUAUCAUGGGAGUUUGCCUAUUAGCCAUCGUGUUGCCAGCAGUAGUUAUGUCCGCCCCAGCCAAAGUAAAAAAGAGGUCAGCUUCUUCUUUCUUGCAAAGCAAUCCCGUGGAAACCAUCGCUGUGUUGGACGAGCUCAUUAAAUUUAUCAAGGAAAAUUUCGUUUAUGACGAACUGGACAAGCGUGGUGGAUUAGGAGCAGGAUACGGAUCAAGAUUCUCUGCAGCGAACAACUACGGAUCAAAACUCAUGGCCCUUCACGCCGCCAGCGACUCCUCAUCCCCCGGCAGGAAGAGGCGACAGGCCAUCGCCAAGGACGACCAGUAAUCACCUCAAACAAAUAUGCAGGACUUUCUAUAAUAUAACAACCUUUCACUAGAACAGAUUGUAUUCCGUUUGUUUCAUCAACAGACCAUUGGUAAUCUGUGUAUUAACUACCAUUUUAUAUGAUUCUUAUAUCGCCAUGAUUCAAAGAUUCAUCAUGUAUUAUUUACUUAGCUUCACCGAUCUGCGACGGCUUCAUUAAAUACAACGUAUCAAGAAAUGGACCCCAAUGCUAAGCGGAACAGGAUGUCAUGACCACCGGACAACUCCAUCGUUCAUCCUAUAAUUGACUUACAGCAUCGAAUCACCAUGUUCACUCACUUUCAUUUAGAAGUCGCAGAUCGAUGACACUAAAGUAUAACAGCUCGGUUCAAUCACUUUCUACAACGAAUCUCUAAUGUCUGUUUAUUUCUAAUUGCACCAUCGAUUGGCCACAUCAAAAGGUACAGUGUAUUAUUAAACAGCGAUGGAACAAUGUACAUGUAUUUUGCACGAUGGUAAAAUCUGCACGUUUUUCAAAGAGUCACGUGACUUUCUGUCGGAGCAGGGUCUUGGAUGAUCAGCCGUCUGUUAUGAAACAAGUCAUCAUUCACCCAAUGAAACAGCCUGGUUUAUUGUUCACUUUUAACACACAAUCAUGAUGAUUUCAUCAGUCAAUCAGGUAUAUACUCUGCACUGUACUUCUGCUGCAAAAACACUACUUGUUCAUCAUAUUUCACAUAUCUGUGAGUGUUCAGGCUACAUUUAACUAAAAGCCUAAACCCAGUAUUCUUUUCCAAAUAUCAUGAGAUCUGCUAACUUUUAUCUGCAUCCAUUGACAACUAGACCUCCAGAGAGCUUCACGCAGAAUCACUGUCAGUGUCACAUCAGGUGGGUAUCGUCUUUGGCCAGGAACUUUGUUAUUUGAAUGUUUCGGGUUAUAAAGCGCAGGAGAUGCUGGCCUUUGAAUUCAUCUAAAGUUUACAUUGAAACCUUUUGAAGUGAGUUUCACGUCCUUCCUCAUUUCACAAAAUCUAGAUUGGCUGCAGUACUAGGAUUACGACUAUUGUAUUGCAUCAUUUAGGCUGCAUAUUUUCUCAUUUCUCCCAUAGCACUAAUAAAAUGCUUUAGAUCUUCUAA